AUGGAGGAAGUGACAACAACUAUAGCUAAUAGCUUCUGGAGGAUGGAAGAUAUUGGUUUUUCUUUCUCGGCGGUAGAGGGACGGUCGGGAGGCAUUCUGACUCUAUGGAGAACACGCACAGUGUCGGUCAUAUCGAGUUUUUGUGGUAGAGGUUUCUUGGGCACGAAGAGGUCUUUGGAAGGAGUUGUUGGAGUUGAAGCAAAGAUACUCGGACGGGGAAUGGAUCUUUGGGGGCGACUUCAAUGCUAUAAAAAAAUGAAUGAGCAGAUAGGUAGUUCUAUUGAUAGUAAUGCUUCGAAAAGAAGGGAAUUUUUGGAUUUUAUUGAAGGGAGCGGCCUUGUGGGUGUUCCUUGCAAAGGGAAAAAGUUUAGUUGGUAUAUUGGAGAUGGGAGAGCAAAGAGUCGGAUCGAUAGAUUUCUAGUGUCCGAUGCGAUUGUCUCAUUAUGGGGAGUGGUUGGGAAAAUCAUCGACAUUAGGGAUGUUUCAGAUCAUUGUCCGGUGUGGUUGGAGGUUGAUAAAGAAGAUUGGGGUCCAAAACCAUUUAAGCUUAACAACGAAUGGUUUUCUCAUAUGGAUUUUGUUCCUUUUAUUGAAAAGGAAUGGAAGGCGCUGGACGUGAGAGGUAGAGGUGAUUUUGUGUUGAAAGAGAAAUUUCGACUUAUUAAAGACAAGAUGAAAUGGUGGAAUAGGGAGGUUUUUGGUAAUAUCGAUUUGAAAGUGGAGGAAGGAGUUAGAGAUCUUAAUAUCUCGGAUGAUAUGGAUGUAAUGGAUGCGGAGAGGUUGGCUUUGAAUAGAGACGCGAACAAUAGAAUUUGGUUAAAUCUCAAGAUUAAGGAGAAUAUGCUAAUUCAAAAGUCUAGACUUAGGUGGUUGAAUGAUGGGGAUUCGAAUAGAAAAUUGUUUCAUAAAGUUAUGAAGGAAAGGAGGAGGAGAAACCACAUUAGCUCUAUUGUUACUAAUGGUGGUAUUGUUAGUACGGUCAAAGAGGUGAAAGAAGCGGUCAAGAUUCACUUUGAAGAUAAAUUUAUGAAGAGGUGCUUGGAUAGACCUUUACUCGAAGGAUUGGAUUUCAAAUCUUUAAGCUUGGAGGAUAGGCUUUCUUUGGAGGCUCCUUUCUUGGAAGAGGAAAUUAAAGAAGCGGAUGUCGUUAAUUGUAUUAAGAAUUUCCAUUCCGGAUCGGUGUUGUCAAGAUCUAUUACAUCCUCUUUUCUCUCCCUUAUUCCUAAGGUUGCUCAUCCUUUGAGUUUAGAUGAUUAUAGACCUAUUUGUUUCGUUUGCAUUUACAAAAUUAUUUCAAAAUUGUUGGCUAGAAGGAUUAAGCGGGUUCUAUCGACUAUUAAUUCUAUUACUCAAAGUGCUUUUAUUCCCGAUAGACAAAUGAUUGAUGGCUUUCUUAUUGCUAAUGAAUUGGUGGAUUAUGUUUCAAAGGAAGGUAGGGAGUGCUUUCUUUUCAAGGUGGACUUUGAAAAGGCCUAUGACAAAGUUAGUUGGAAUUUUCUUAGAUUUAUGUUGAAAAAGAUGGGUUUUGGUGAAGUGUGGAUGAAGUGGAUGGAGGCUUUAAUUUUUUUAGUAAGAUGUCGGUGA
This is a messenger RNA of Vicia villosa (hairy vetch), 1584 nucleotides long. RefSeq lists its product as uncharacterized. The record is from RefSeq and is a predicted model, not a curated record. The transcript is spliced from 3 exons. NCBI's taxonomy places the organism in Eukaryota, Viridiplantae, Streptophyta, Magnoliopsida, Fabales, Fabaceae. Bases 1 to 1584 code for a protein of 527 amino acids.